Molecule: messenger RNA, 2103 nt
Organism: Lolium rigidum
Lineage: Eukaryota; Viridiplantae; Streptophyta; Magnoliopsida; Poales; Poaceae
Product: CBL-interacting serine/threonine-protein kinase 20-like
Exons: 5
Coding region: 1-2103 (700 amino acids)
Biological process (GO): protein phosphorylation
Molecular function (GO): protein kinase activity; ATP binding
Source: RefSeq, a predicted model, not a curated record
AUGGAUAGUGAAACUAGUACUAGACCCGGUGUCGACUUGCUGGAGCGCAUGCUGAUUGACGAAACUGCAGAGCCAACAUCUGUGUCAUUAUCACUUUUAGAAAGCAUAACAAACUGUUUCUGUGAUGAUCAGCGGAUUGGCAGUGGUGGGUUUGCGGUGGUUUAUAAGGGGAUAGUGGGAAAAGGGAUGAUCGCUGUGAAGAAGUUGACCAAAUAUGAUUUGCCUGAGAAAAAGUUUCUUAGAGAGGUUAAGUGCUUGAUGAAGGCCAAGCACAAAAAUGUAGUGCGGUUUUUAGGAUAUUGUUAUGACUUUGCAGAUGCAUCCUGUGGACUUGAAUGGAAGAAGCGAUAUGAGAUAAUUAAAGGAAUAUGUGAGGGCUUACUUCAUCUCCACGACAAACGCAUUCUUCAUUUAGAUCUAAAGCCUGGUAAUAUAUUGGUAGAUGAACACAUGGUACCUAAAAUUGCUGAUUUCGGUCUAUCAGUGUGCCUCCGCGAAGAUCAAAACUGGGCUUCUACUUUAAACCUAUAUGGAUCUUUAGGAUAUUUACCACCAGAAUUUUUCCGAGGACAACCAGGAUUUGCGUCAGACAUAUACAGUCUUGGCGUUAUCAUUGUCGAGAUGGUCACGGGACAGAAAGGCUAUCCAGAAGAUGAGAAUGUAGUUGAGAAUUGGAGGAAUCGGUUGGAGGGAUCAGAUCAAAGGGACACACAGUUGGAACAAGUAAUAGUAUGCACUAAGAUAGGAAUGGAGUGCAUGGACUCGGACCCAAAGAAGAGACCGGCUGCAAGUCAUAUAGUCGAUACACUAGACAAAACGUCAAGAACCGUUGAAACUGGAAUCAGUAAUUCAUCAUUUGAACAGCAAGUUAGUUUCCAAAAUGAUCAACACUGUCAAGGGGAAAGUGCAAAGCUUUCACCUGAAUACCUUGGAAAGGACAUUAAAGAAAGCGCUGAAACAGAAGAACUUGGGGAAUAUGUUGGGACACUUAGGGAAGAUCAUUGGCAACAAGGUAAAGAAGAUGCUCUUGGUGAUCAAUGGUCAUUAUGGAAAGCCCAAUAUGCAAAGCAAAAUGGCAUCCCUCAAGGUGCAAACAUUUCUAGCUCUAACUCUGGUUUGUUAUACAAGCUGAACAAUUUGGGCAUCUUCAACACAAAAGCACACAAGAAUUACAUAAAAAAUGGAGGGCCUAUGUUGGAGAACGUGUCACGUUUGAAACUUUUCAAAAAGGAGGAGCUCAAGCCAAUUUUGAAGUGUUCGAAUUUAAUUGGAAAAGGUGACUUUGGAGAAGUUUACAAGGGUUUGGUUUAUAAUGUACCAAUUGUAGUAAGGAAGCCAUAUAGUCGUGGGGUGCUUGCGAUUCGUAUUUUUACAAAUGAAGUCGUCAUCCAAUCUCUGGCCCAUCACAAAAACAUUGUUAGGCUCAUAGGUUGUUGCCUUGAAGUUGACGACCCGAUGCUAGUCUAUGAGUUUUACUCCAAAGAUAGCCUCCAUGACAUUCUUCACGGCCACAACGCGGUGCCUCUCAACUUGAGCACGCGUUUAAGUAUUGCUGCAGUAUCAGCAGCUGCUCUAGCUUAUAUGCAUACAGAGGGCCAUACAAUAAUGUUACACGGUGAUUUGAAACCAGAAUAUAUACUCUUAGAUGGCAACUUUGAGCCAAAGAUCUCAAACUGUGGCAUAUCGAGGAUGUUUCUAAAAGAAGAGCUAACAGGUACAAGAAGUAUUUCAGCAGCUUUCAAUGUCAGUGGCUGUAUGGAUCCGAUAUACCUAGAAACACGCCUGCAGACCAAACAAAGUGAUGUCUACAGUUUUGGAGUUGUCAUCUUAGAGCUUCUUACUAGAAAGGAGUCCAAAGCUUUUAAUAUUCAUAGUAUAACAAGGAAGUUCCUUGAGAAUCACAAGCAGGGGAGGAAAGCAACUGAGCUGUUUGAUAAGGAAAUUGCAGUAACUAGAGAUUUGGAGCUUCUUGACGAUCUGGCAAAAAUUGUUAUGGAGUGUAUGAACCCUGAUGUGGAGCAAAGACCGACAAUGGUAGAUGUUGCAAAGCGCCUCUCCAUACUGAGUAAAUCCCGUGAGUUGGCGCUUCUGCAAGCUAGUUGA